AUGAUAUUGGUUGUGAGGGGGACAGCGGACGACCCUUUGGGCCGCGUUCCUACUCAAGAUUGCCUUACCCUUAUGGACGGGAUGUUUGUUCCCAUCCUAGUACCUAUCUUUAUCCGUGGUUUCACUGGAGGACCAGAGCAGGUGAAGCUCUGGGUGGAGUCUGGCAGGCCCGUAUUCUUUGGAAUCGGAGGUCAGAUCGCGGAUAUGUCCGCGACUCAGUUGUCGGGAGUCAGAGCUAUUCCUACCGACCGACUGCUAGUCGAGUCGGAUAGUCCUGAGUUUCCUUGUGGAGUUGAAGCGCCGAUGGGCCCCAGGCACAUCGGAGAAGUGUACCGCAGAGUAGCCGCAGCGAGGGGACAGGACGUCGCCUUGCUAGCGGGCCUGGUUUUUAGGAACUUCAGGGUGUUCUUUGGGCCUCAGUUGAGGGGGUCGUUGUAA
This is a messenger RNA of Saccostrea cuccullata (small rock oyster), 438 nucleotides long. Its product is annotated as 3'-5' ssDNA/RNA exonuclease TatD-like. The transcript has a single exon. The record is from RefSeq and is a predicted model, not a curated record. The coding region runs from base 1 to 438 and encodes 145 amino acids. Lineage: Eukaryota; Metazoa; Mollusca; Bivalvia; Ostreida; Ostreidae. Gene Ontology annotation, molecular function: hydrolase activity, acting on ester bonds.